UUGCCUUUCUUCCCUUUGUGCUGAAUACUGCGAGUUGCGACUGCCUCCUCACUGCGUGCUUCGUUUGCUGUACAGUGUAGCAGAUUCACACACGACCUCCAUGGCAGACAAGGCAGUGACUAUCCGUACCAGGAAGUUCAUGACCAACAGGCUUCUCUCAAGGAAGCAAUUCGUCAUUGAUGUUCUUCAUCCGGGAAGACCCAAUGUUUCAAAGGCGGAAUUGAAGGAGAAGUUGUCGAGAAUGUACGAGGUGAAAGACACAAAUGCAAUUUUUGUUUUCAAGUUCCGUACCCAUUUUGGAGGUGGAAAGUCAACUGGGUUUGGCUUGAUCUAUGACUCUGUUGAGAAUGCAAAGAAAUACGAGCCCAAGUACAGGCUCAUCAGGAAUGGACUUGAUACUAAGGUUGAGAAGUCAAGGAAACAGUUGAAGGAGAGGAAGAACAGAGCCAAGAAGAUCCGUGGAGUAAAGAAGACCAAGGCUGGUGAUGCUGCCAAGGGUGGAAAGAAGAAAUGAGUUUUCUUGCGUUAUGAGCUAAUCUUAAACCAAUAUAUGGCGAUGCUUUUCUCCCUUUUUUAUAAUUUUCUCCAUUCAGUAGAGGUGAACUCUUAGUAUCAGUGAAAGUGUGAAACACAAUGUUUUGUUGUCUCCUAUUUGGAUCUUGGUACUUUUGACUUGUUUUAAAGCAUUUUGAGUAUUAUUGAGAGGAUUUUUUUUCUUUGAA
Cornus florida is the source of this 722-nucleotide messenger RNA. RefSeq names its product small ribosomal subunit protein eS24z. Gene Ontology annotation, molecular function: structural constituent of ribosome. The record is from RefSeq and is a predicted model, not a curated record. Gene Ontology annotation, biological process: translation. The transcript has 5 exons. Lineage: Eukaryota; Viridiplantae; Streptophyta; Magnoliopsida; Cornales; Cornaceae. Gene Ontology annotation, cellular component: ribosome. Bases 101 to 514 code for a protein of 137 amino acids.